CAGCAAAGAUGAUUGACCUCGUACUGCUACAAGAAGACAAGGGAGGUGACCCAAAGGUGGUUCGUGACUCGCAGGCCAAGCGAGGUGCACCACCCGAGAUCGUAGACCAAGUCUUGGAGAUGUACAAGGACUGGACCCGCGCCGACUUUGAGCUCAACGGCCUAGCAAAGGAGAUCAAUGCCGUACAAAAGGAGAUCACUGCGAAGAAGAGGGCAAAGGAGAGCGCUGACGAAGAGCUGGAGAAGAAGAAGGACCUUGACAAGAAGGCGGCGGAUCUGCGGCCAGUGGUGGCCGAAAAGGAGAGGGCAAUGAGGGCAAAGGCAGCGACCAUCGGCAACAUCGUCGGUCCAAAGGUCCCUUUGAGUCAGACGGAAGAUGACAAUGCUGUCAUCAAGACAUGGCAUCCCGAAGGUCCCAAUGGACAGGUAGAGAAGAAGACUGAUAUCCUCUCCCACCACGAGGUCAUGAUGCGGCUGUCAGUCUUCGAUCAGGAUCGAGGUGUGAAGGUUGCUGGACACCGAGGUUUCUUCCUGACCGGGGACGGUGUGGAUCUCAACCAAGCUCUCAUCAACUACGGUCUCGACUUCUUGAAGAAGAAGAGCUACACAAAGAUCAUGACACCCUUUAUGAUGAGGAAGGAUGUGAUGAGCAAGACAGCACAGCUAGACCAGUUCGACGAAGAGCUGUACAAGGUCAGCGGCGACGAAGACGACAAGUAUCUCAUCGCUACCUCGGAACAACCCAUCUCUGCUUUCCACUCUGAUGAAUGGUUCGACAAGCCCUCUGAGCAGCUACCCAUCCGCUACGCCGGCUACUCUACCUGCUUCCGGAAAGAAGCUGGUUCGCACGGCAAGGAAACGUGGGGCAUCUUCCGAGUUCACCAGUUCGAGAAGGUCGAGCAAUUUGUCAUCACCGACCCUGCCUCUUCUUGGGACGAGCUGGAUAGGAUGAUUGGCAACUCCGAGGAGUUCUACCAGAGCCUCCAGCUGCCUUACAGGGUCGUAGCGAUCGUGUCCGGAGCCUUGAACAACGCUGCUGCCAUGAAAUAUGAUCUAGAGGCUUGGUUUCCCUACCAGGGCGAGUACAAGGAGCUUGUCUCUUGCUCGAACUGCACCGACUACCAGAGUCGAAGGCUCGAGGUGCGGUGCGGAGUCAAGAAGCAGGGAGACACCAAGAAGACAUAUGUUCACAUGCUGAACGGUACCCUGACUGCUACUGAACGAGCUCUGUGCUGUAUCGUGGAGAACUGGCAGACACCAGAGGGUCUCAAGAUCCCUCCUCCUCUGCAGCCUUACAUGCAAGGCAGGGAUUUCCUUCCCUGGGUCAGGGAGCUUCCCAAGGGCACUACGAGCUCGCAAAAGAAGAAGUGAAGCAGGACGGCAAUCUUGUCUGCUGUGCAUGUCGCGGAUGUAGAGAUUCCGAAGUGGCCAGACAUGCAUGGCCAGGUCGUGAGCUAAUGAGCCAGAGCAGGCCAUAGACAGUCGAAAAUGCAUUGCUUGACAGCAUAUACAACGAGCGGUGUGAGACGGUCGGGCUGAGCGUCGCACGGGCGGUCAGAUGGAUAAUGAGCGAGCAUGAGCGAUGGAACAGGAUUGCUAAUUCUAGUGCAUUAAGUUACAUAUGAUUCUAUUUGCUUGCGCGGACGUCAGCUGCGCGUGUGUCAGCGCCCGGUGUAGGGGCUGACAGGUGGACUAAAUGGCUGUAAAUUCCGUUGUGUUUCGGCGACGAUUUACCCGACUUUUGUGGCCGCGAAUAGUGAGGGCGAACGAACCAGUCCGACUUCUUUGUCUUCUCAUGGAAAAUCUCCUCAGCAAUAUUUGA
This is a messenger RNA of Microstroma glucosiphilum, 1821 nucleotides long. Its product is annotated as serine-tRNA ligase. Lineage: Eukaryota; Fungi; Basidiomycota; Exobasidiomycetes; Microstromatales; Microstromataceae. Gene Ontology annotation, biological process: seryl-tRNA aminoacylation. Gene Ontology annotation, molecular function: tRNA binding; serine-tRNA ligase activity; ATP binding. Bases 9 to 1370 code for a protein of 453 amino acids. The transcript has 5 exons. Gene Ontology annotation, cellular component: cytosol. The record is from RefSeq and is a predicted model, not a curated record.